AUGGAACUGAAUGUUAUUACUACUUCGAAAAUACGGCGGCGAUAUGCCGAUGAUUCUAUUAUCGUUUAUUUGGAUAUACUAAUAGAUGAAGUCAAUUUAGCUCAAAUUUCUCACUUUGGUUUUUCAAUUAAGUCGUUCACAGAUCAACAUGAAUGUAUUGACUUCAUCGCUCAUCUGCAGGAUCAAAAGGUUUUCUGUUUCAUAGUUGACCAACUAGUUGAGAACAAUAUUCUCUUUCUGAACCAGUGCCCAUUAGUCGCUUCUAUCUAUGUUAUUUGUACAGAUGAACAAUCCCACGAGCACUGGACCAAAGAUUACCGAAAAAUAAGAGGUGUAUCUGGUGAUUUAUUACUAUUAACUGAAGCUCUAAAGCGAGAUCUUCAAUUGGCCUAUCGAAAUGCCACUCCAAUCACCAUACUUGCUCCUGUUACGUCAUCGGAACCGAUCAAUACUCUAAAUGUUAUGUUUAUGUAUUGUGAACUUUUGAAAGAAACCUUCCUUGAAAUGAAUUACGGUGAACAGGCUAAAUGUGCACUCGUCGACUAUUGCAAAUGUAAGUACGCGAACAAUGAGGUCACCUUGCGCGUGAUCGAUGAGUUCGACCGAGAUUAUGCCAAAUAUUCGCCUACUUGGUGGUAUACUCGAGAUAGCUUCGUCUAUCGUAUGCUCAACAAAGCUCUGCGAGAUCAUGAUCUUGAGCUCAUCAACAAAUUUGGCUUUUUUAUCAAAGAUCUACAUCAUCAACUGAAAAAUCUUCACCGGACUUUAUCAUCUGGAAAGUUUACUGUCUAUCGAGGACAGAGGUGA
Rotaria socialis is the source of this 807-nucleotide messenger RNA. NCBI's taxonomy places the organism in Eukaryota, Metazoa, Rotifera, Eurotatoria, Philodinida, Philodinidae. The record is from the annotation of a GenBank genome assembly.